Messenger RNA from Arachis duranensis, 390 nucleotides. Its product is annotated as zinc finger protein GIS2-like. Gene Ontology annotation, molecular function: nucleic acid binding; zinc ion binding. The coding region runs from base 1 to 390 and encodes 129 amino acids. The transcript has a single exon. The record is from RefSeq and is a predicted model, not a curated record. NCBI's taxonomy places the organism in Eukaryota, Viridiplantae, Streptophyta, Magnoliopsida, Fabales, Fabaceae.
AUGGAGGUCCGAACUUUUUCAGAGUUGGCGAAUAAGAGCAGACUUGCUGAAGAGUGUGUGAAAAGGAGGGUUGCAGAGGAAGGAAGUCAUAGAGAGCACAACCAAGGAUUCGCACCAAGGGGUCAAGAGUUUAAGGAGAGAGGAUACAUACAACACUUUCCCCAAGGACGGAAUAACUUUGCGACGAGUGAGGAGUCCCAAAGGAAUGGUAAGGGAAAACGGGCAGCGGCUGCUUCUAAUGUUUUGAGCUGUCAGAGGUGUGGAAAUCAUCACCUAAAUAGGCCAUGCCGAUUGGGGUUAGGCGUAUGUUACAAGUGCGGGUUACCAGGGCAUGUAUCAAGAAAUUGCCAACAAGGAGAGAGUCAGGAUGCGGGCCGAUCGCGGCAGUAA